AUGGGAUCGAAAGUAUGGAUUCAAUGCUCUUUCCUUCGUCAACGAUCGAAGAUUAGCGACCAUGCUGCACUUGUUGAGCGAUGUAAAAUGAGGCCAGCCAGUGGACCACAUGCACCGCUCACAAUAAAAUUAAAAUUACGACUAAGUCAAAUUAUAGAUGUGCAUGAAAUCGAUCAGAUCAUGACAUGUUCCGUAUGGUUGAAGCAGGUGUGGAUCGACGAGAAAUUGUCCUGGGAUCCAAAAAGCUACGGUGGUGUAAGCGUCCUCUAUGUCCCUUAUGAAAUGAUCUGGGUCCCGGAUAUUGUGCUCUACAACAACGCGGACAGCAACUAUAACAUUACAAUUUCAACGAAAGCCACUCUUCAUUACUCCGGAGAGGUCACAUGGGAGCCGCCGGCCAUUUUUAAAAGCAUGUGUCAGAUUGACGUUAGAUGGUUUCCCUUCGACGAACAACGAUGUCAUCUUAAGUUCGGUUCAUGGACCUAUUCGGAAAAUUUGCUGAAUCUGGAAUUACUUGAAAAUGACGUCCGUUAUGUAGAAGAGGUCAACGAGCUUGGAAUUCUCGAUAACGUUACCAUAGCAGAUGAUGGAAUCGAUCUUUCCGACUAUUAUCCAUCUGUGGAAUGGGAUAUAAUGUCACGAGUCGCACGUCGACGAUCCAAGAAUUAUCCUAGUUGCUGUCUUCAGAGCGCGUACAUCGACAUUAUGACCGAAAUUAUCCCGGCUACAUCUAUAUCUUUACCAUUAAUAGGAAAAUACCUGUUAUUUACUAUGGUAAUGGUAACUUUAAGCGUUGUGGUGACUGUUGUAUCACUAAAUUUGCAUUUCCGAACACCUACCACACAUUUAAUGCCGAAAUGGGUGAAAUUCGUUUUUGUUCAAUGGUUACCGAAAAUGCUUUUUAUGAGAAGACCUAUGGACGAUGAUGAAGAGUCUUCCAGCAGUUCCAGAAAGACAAUAGGACCGACUACGCUGGACGGGAAAAUUCCCUUAAACUAUCAUGAACAUCGUGUGAGUUGCGAUAUAGGAAAGAGUCUUGCUAACGCGGCAAUAGACGAUAGGAUACAGAAGCUUUAUUACUCCCCACAACACGAGAUUGAUCAAAUCAUGACGUGCUCUGUAUGGUUGAAGCAAGUAUGGAUGGACAGAAAGUUGUCGUGGGAUCCGAAAAAUUACGGUGGUGUCAGCGUACUUUACGUUCCUUACGAGAUGAUUUGGGUACCAGAUAUUGUCCUUUAUAACAACGCUGACAGUAACUACAAUAUCACAAUUUCCACAAAGGCUACACUUCAUUAUUCUGGACAAGUUACUUGGGAGCCUCCGGCAAUCUUCAAGAGCAUGUGUCAAAUUGACGUCAGAUGGUUCCCCUUCGAUGAGCAACAAUGCCGUUUGAAGUUUGGCUCUUGGACAUAUUCGGAAAGUUUUUUAAACUUGGAAUUACUUGACGGUAACGUGCGCUACGAAGAAGAAGUGAACGAAAAAGGUGUUGUCGACAAUAUAACCAUCGCAGAAGAUGGAAUAGAUCGAAAUCAUCCCAGCGACAUCGUUAACUUUGCCGUUAAUAGGAAAAUACCUGUGUUUUACCAUGAUAAUGGUAACUCUAAGUGUUAUGGUAACCGUAGUCUCAUUGAACAUACAUUUCCGAACACCGACGACUCACGUGAUCCCCAGAUGGGUGAGAGUGGUGUUCCUUGGAUGGUUGCCGAAAAUCUUAUUCAUGAGAAGACAGCAGGACGAUGA
Molecule: messenger RNA, 1740 nt
Organism: Necator americanus (New World hookworm)
Lineage: Eukaryota; Metazoa; Nematoda; Chromadorea; Rhabditida; Ancylostomatidae
Exons: 16
Coding region: 1-1740 (579 amino acids)
Biological process (GO): chemical synaptic transmission; regulation of membrane potential; monoatomic ion transmembrane transport
Cellular component (GO): synapse; postsynaptic membrane; plasma membrane
Molecular function (GO): acetylcholine-gated monoatomic cation-selective channel activity; transmembrane signaling receptor activity
Source: RefSeq, a predicted model, not a curated record